CACAAGUGCAGUGCUGCCACAUCUGCAGGAAAGCAUGUUGCUAGCCACGUUUAAGCUGUGUGCUGGAAGCUCCUACAGACAUCUGCGGAACAUGAAAGGACUGAGACACCAAGCUGUGCUGGCCAUUGGCCAGGAACUCAACAGAAGAACACUGGGAGACUCCAGCCCUGGAUGGAUCAGUCAGGUUCGGCGUCGGAGCUCUCUGCUUGGUUCUCAGCUGGAAGCGGCACUCUACAGUGAGCAGGAGCUGUCCUAUAUCCAGCAGGGAGAGGUGGCUAUGCAGAAGGCCUUGAGUAUCCUCAGCAACCAGGAAGGCUGGAAGAAAGAGAACCAGCAGGAAAACGGGGAUGAGGUGCUGAGUAAAGUGGUCCCUGAUGUGGGCAAGGUAUUUCGGCUGGAGGUGGUGGUAGACCAGCCCAUGGACAGACUCUAUGCAGAACUUGUGGACCGCAUGGAGGCAAUGGGAGAGUGGAACCCAAAUGUCAAGGAGAUCAAGGUCCUGCAAAAGAUUGGGAAAGACACAGUCAUCACCCAUGAGCUGGCUGCAGCAGCAGCAGGAAACCUGGUGGGACCCCGUGACUUUGUGAGCGUACGCUGUGCCAAGCGCCGAGGCUCCACCUGUGUGCUGGCAGGCAUAGCCACACAUUUUGGGGAGAUGCCUGAACAAAGCGGUGUUAUCAGAGCUGAACAGGGUCCCACCUGCAUGGUGCUUCACCCACUGGCUGGGAGUCCCUCGAAGACUAAAUUCACUUGGCUGCUCAGUAUUGACCUCAAGGGGUGGCUGCCGAAAAGCAUCAUCAAUCAGGUCUUAUCACAAACCCAGAUGGAGUUUGCCAACCACCUGCGCAAGCGCCUGGAGUCCAGCUCUGCCUCUGAGGCCCGGUGUUAAGACUGUACCCACUACAUCAACCUGCAUGCCAUCAGCAGCCUCCCGCAGGAAGCCUGCAAGUCUGUUUCAAAUCUCCAGUUGAUGACUACGGGAGGGGUAGUACUUAUCAGACACUAGGACUGACUGGCGAAACAUGACCAUCAGGAAAUUAGCAAUGAGGCUGAGCAGAAGAGACCUCAGCCUCUCCCACAGAUUAGCUGUGAAGUGGGCUAAGAGAUAGACAUGCUAACACUUUUAUGUAGGCCUGUGUAUGCUCACCUAAAAACCCUACUCAAAACGCAAGUAGUUAGUGUGACAAGGGGGGGUGUUUAGGAACUGUUGUCUUCUGAGCUCAAAGCCACUGCCUGAAGCAGUGUGUGCACACAGCAAGGCUUCCCCAGGGACUUCAGUGACCCUCUGUUCCUCCAUAAAAGGCCAAGAACAUCAAACCACUCACAAACAGACCCUUCCAGAGUACACUCCAAGUUCUCUCUAAGGAGAAAGGAAACUAAAUAUUACGUUGGCUUCCCUACUUAUUACAUCACAAUAAAGUACCACACAUGAAAUUUCAGCCUAUACUUGUCAAGUCCUAUGGCACAGAAUCUGUGCUGGGAGCCACAGCUUCAUCAGAGCUCUGGAUCAAGACUGUGGGUUCCAAUUUCCUAGUUCAUUAAAGGAACAAAACUUCACAUUU
Mesocricetus auratus (golden hamster) is the source of this 1562-nucleotide messenger RNA. RefSeq names its product steroidogenic acute regulatory protein (gene Star). Gene Ontology annotation, molecular function: cholesterol transfer activity; cholesterol binding. Gene Ontology annotation, biological process: steroid biosynthetic process; intracellular cholesterol transport; regulation of steroid biosynthetic process. Gene Ontology annotation, cellular component: mitochondrial intermembrane space; mitochondrion. Lineage: Eukaryota; Metazoa; Chordata; Mammalia; Rodentia; Cricetidae. The record is from RefSeq and is marked provisional.